Molecule: messenger RNA, 1920 nt
Organism: Fomitopsis serialis
Lineage: Eukaryota; Fungi; Basidiomycota; Agaricomycetes; Polyporales; Fomitopsidaceae
Product: FAD binding domain-containing protein
Exons: 14
Coding region: 1-1920 (639 amino acids)
Biological process (GO): tricarboxylic acid cycle; mitochondrial electron transport, succinate to ubiquinone
Molecular function (GO): flavin adenine dinucleotide binding; electron transfer activity; succinate dehydrogenase (quinone) activity
Source: RefSeq, a predicted model, not a curated record
AUGUUGAGGACAACGCUGCCGAGGGCACUCCGCGCCAGUAAGAGGUCGUUCCACAGCUCUGCGCCCGCCUGCAAGGUCGUCGCGACCAACCCCGUCAAGGCCCAGGAGGUCCCGUCAUGGGCCUCUGGGAACUAUCCUUUAAUCGAACAUGAAUAUGAUGCAAUUGUCGUAGGUGCCGGCGGUGCUGGUCUGCGUGCUGCAUUUGGUCUCGCAGAGGCGGGAUUCAACACUGCAUGCAUCACCAAGCUCUUCCCAACAAGAAGUCAUACUGUCGCUGCUCAGGGUGGUAUCAAUGCUGCGCUUGGUAACAUGACCGAGGAUGACUGGCGGUGGCAUAUGUACGACACGGUGAAAGGGUCGGACUGGCUGGGUGACCAAGAUGCAAUUCACUACAUGUGUAGAGAGGCCCCACGCACUGUCAUUGAGCUCGAGCACUUCGGUGUGCCUUUCUCCCGGACUAAGGAGGGAAAGAUCUACCAACGUGCAUUCGGUGGUCAAUCACUGAAGUACGGAAAGGGUGGUCAGGCCUAUCGUUGCGCAGCCGCUGCUGACCGUACCGGACACGCGCUCCUGCACACACUCUACGGCCAAUCCCUCCGCCACAACACGAACUUCUUCAUUGAAUACUUCGCGCUUGACCUCAUUAUGCAGGAUGGCGAGUGUGUUGGUGUGAUUGCGCUGAACAUGGAGGAUGGCACGCUCCACAGGUUCAGGGCACACAAGACCGUGCUCGCGACCGGUGGUUAUGGCCGUGCAUACUUCAGCUGUACCAGUGCGCAUACUUGCUCUGGUGAUGGUAACGCCAUGGUUGCCCGUGCGGGUCUGCCCCUCCAGGACUUGGAGUUCGUGCAGUUCCACCCGACUGGUAUCUACGGCGCUGGUUGUCUCAUUACUGAAGGUUCUCGUGGUGAGGGUGGAUAUCUCCUGAACUCCGAGGGUGAGCGGUUCAUGGAGCGUUACGCACCCACCGCGAAGGAUCUGGCUUCUCGUGAUGUCGUCUCGCGCAGUAUGACGAUCGAGAUCCGCGAAGGUCGUGGUGUUGGUCCUGAGAAGGACCACCUCUACCUUCAGCUCAGCCACCUGCCCGCUGAGGUCCUCCACGAGCGUCUCCCGGGUAUCUCUGAGACCGCCGCCAUCUUCUCCGGCGUCGAUGUCACGAAGGAACCCAUUCCGGUAUUGCCCACUGUUCAUUACAACAUGGGUGGUAUUCCGACCAAGUACACUGGUGAGGUCCUGACUGUCGACGAGAACGGCAAGGACAAGGUCGUCCCCGGUCUUUAUGCCGCCGGCGAGGCAGCGUGUGUGUCCGUCCACGGUGCGAACCGUCUCGGUGCCAACUCUCUGCUCGAUAUUGUCGUCUUCGGCCGUGCUUGCGCGCAUCACAUCAAAGAGACUCUUACCCCCGGCAAGCCCCAUAAGGAGAUCCCUCAGGAGGCUGGUGUUGAGAGCAUUGACUUCCUCGACAAGAUCAGGAAGUCCGAUGGUCCUCUGCCCACCGCUAAGAUCCGGCUCGACAUGCAGAAGGCUAUGCAGGCAGACGCUGCUGUCUUCCGUACCCAGGAGACGCUCGACGAGGGUGUGCAGAAGCUCCGCAAUAUCUACCAGAGCUACGACCAGGUUGGCAUCAAGGACAGGAGCAUGAUCUGGAACUCGGAUCUCGUUGAGACCCUCGAGCUCCGCAACAUCCUCCAAAACGCCGUCCAGACCAUCACCGCCGCCGCCGCUCGCCAGGAGUCCCGUGGCGCGCACGCACGCGAGGACUUCCCCGAGCGUGACGACGAGAAGUGGAUGAAGCACACGCUCACCUGGCUGCCUGACGCGGAGAAGCCGGACGUCGAGAUCAAGUACCGCGGCGUGAUCGACACGACGCUCGACGAGAGCGAGUGCAAGCCCGUGCCGCCGUUCAAGCGUGUCUACUAG